AUGUCAUCAUCCGCAGUCGUCGGCAUUGGGGCAGGCAUUGGAGCACUCUUCCUCUGCGCUGCGUGCUUCGUUAUCUUCCAGAUAUACAAGCGCAAACGCGAACAUAAUAGAGAAAUUGCCGAGAUUGAACAAGGCUUCCCUCCUGCACGCCCUGUGGAAGUCACACAACUGCAAGGACCUGGCGCAUGUCAAUUGCCAUUCGUCCCGUCGUAUGUACCAUGUGGAGGAUGGGGUGCAUUGGCUUCAACAGAGACGAUAAACCAUCUACCACCGUUCGCGCAAGUCAACAAUCGAAUUCAUCCGGCUUUCAUCUUUCCUGAAGAGCAGACGCGGACGACAUGGAAUUUCCCUGGACGAAGACCACGAAUAGGACGCAUGCCAUCUGGCGCUAGGAGACUACAAGCUCUUUCGGCCAUCAUUGAGAGUCCGCGAGGUGGAACUCCGGGUGCAGGUUCAAGAGCUUCGCCAUCUGCCGCGAAGGGUGGUGCUGUGAGAGAGCAAGAGAUUCAGUCCGCCUCAGUGGAGCAGUUGAUUGCAAAACCAGAGAUUGCUCGAACAGACUCGCCACAGAUACCUCCUCGUUCAUCGUCGCGACCGAUACAGCUCAGCGAUGAGCCUCCGCCAAAACCAUUGAUGAGGGAACCAUCUCGACCUCGGGCAGCUCGAUCGAAGUCACUGGGAACAGUCUCCGAUCCAAACAAGCCUAAUUCGACUACCACAUUCGCAUCAGCCCCUGGUCCGGCUCCAACUGGACCACUACCUCCUCUACCACCUCUACCAAGAAACAUCAGUCGUCAAAGUGAUUACAAUCCUGCCAAUCGCCAUAGCGCUCUGGGUAUACCUUCUGCGAAACAUAGUGAGAGCACAUCAACUAGUGUGAGCAGCAGUCCCGAGCGUAACUGGGAACGCAUUGUGAGCUCUGAGAAUGUCAACUUUAUACCAGAAUACAAGAACACUCAGAAAUCGCUGUCAAUCGACGACACUGCAGCAGAAGCAGGGGCGGAGGAUUCCUCGGGCGGUGGCAACUCGAGACCGGCAAGCUACAUUGGUCACAGAAGGAGCGUUGUGUGUUUGAGCAUCAUUUCAAAUGGCAGCAAGCGCAACUCUUGCUCCAGUCUUGCGUCUACUCUGGAGAAACAGUCGAACAGACUGUCUAUACCACAAAUUCUCAAUGUCGACCGUAUCAGCAUCAGUCGUGUGUCUUCAUCUGGCUCUCUUAGUAGUAGCAGCGGCGGUGUCACUAUGGUCAGCACACCGAGACGGCAUACAGGAUCUUCAAGAGUAUCGGCAACCGGAUCACCAUCAGAGAAGGCCAAAUCAAGUGUUCUACGCGCUGUGUCAGGAAAUGCCGGUUCGCCACAAAGGCCGAUGAAGAGUGCCUUGAGAGAUUCAAAGGCCGAUGGCAUGCCGAAGUGGGAGAAAUCAAUGUUCGGACCUAAGCAUUCAAUCCUGAAAGGCAGUCCCAGUGCAAGAAAAGGACAUCGCAGACAAAACUGUGUUCGCUUGUCAACACUUGCACCUACUGUUCUGGGACCUGGAUCUCGAAGUGGAUCAGCUAGCCCUCCAUCAAACGGGAUCCAGGGAGAGUUGUCAGAUCGUAAUUUCGGUCCAGUCGCUGAAAAGCAUCUCAAUGGCGAUGUAACGCUGCGACCUCGUACGAUCAUGGAUCCGUUGAGGUUACGAGCAUCGCUCACACCGAGCUCUCCAACCCUAUCUAUGGUGGCAUACCAAAACGAGCCAUUACCGUGGAACAGCGAGGUCAACUCAAGACGUGCAUCAUACGUGUCGCAAGGAGUCAAAUCGCCGUUGUCACGAGAGGCUUCGUUAUUCAGUAUACCAAGCCUUCCUGAUAUGAGCCAUGUUGGUCAAGACGAAGAUGCUCAACAAGGAUCUGAAACUCCUACAAUUGAGUUCACCCGCCCAUCAACUGAAUGGUCGGAACAUGAGCGUACUCCUCCUUUCGGACUUCGUGUUACACCAAGCAGCUCAAAGCGUUCUGUCUACAAUCCUGAAUCGUCUCCACCAUUACCUUCUUGGUCGCAUAAGUAUGACCCUUCUUGGCCAAUGCUAGUGACGAACCCACCUGCAAGUAGACAAGAAUACGAUGUUAACAGACCGAUUUCGGUAUACUCUUCAGAUGAAGACAGCAGUUCGACCAAUUUUCCCUUCGCUGUCAAAGAUGAACCCGCUUCAGCCGAUUGGUCUUCACCACUGUCAUUCUUGGGCGACUACGAAGAGGAAGAAGAGGAGGUAAAAUGGUCACAAAGUGACAAAGAAAACGACUCGCCCUAUGUUAGUGCAGGUGCGCUUGAGCGUAUCCGCUCACCUUUCGAAUCUAUGCCUAUCCUGCGUCCUCAUACCUCGUUCAUGGAAGAUCUAGAUGCGAGCCUGCCUUCUCCGCCAGCAUCGCCCAACUCUAGUAUCUGCAAGACUCCUCCACUCCUCUGUCGUACAGUCAGCAAUGUCAGCAACACAAUUCCUAGCGCAAAGCCAUCCAACCCGAACAGUAGCGCUCAACGUCAGAACCGUCGUAGCAGUAGUAUCAGCCCGCGUCGUCGCAGUGGCAGCUCAAGCCCUAAUCGUCGUAGUGGUGGUAUUGAGAAGCCAUCUUCUCGCAGCAAGCGCGUUACAGGUCCUCGUGCUCAGCCACCCAAAGACAUUCGUAAGAGUAUCAUGGCUUUGAGACGCAUGAACUCAUCACUGCAAUUCUCGGCGGACGAAAUGGGCGAAGGCUCGCAACGUUAUCUCCAUCUGGGCCGUGAAGCAUCUCCCAAACUACCCUUUGACUUCGGCUUCGAGAACUCCGACAACGAAGAUGACCCACCCAAGGACAUUUUGUUUGAACAGGAAGAAGAAGACCAAGAAGAAGAAAAGGAGAGUAGAGCAUGCCAAUACGUCACCUACUCACCUACCAAACCAGUAUUGAGUCUCCUCACUACAUUACCCGAAGCAUCAAGGACACCACGCACACAACUUUCCGUCUGGGACAACGGUGAAGGCUAUUGGAACGAGCAAGAACGUCGCGUCACUGAAGCCGUAACGUCCAGUCCUGUAGAUACACCCACAAAUGCCUUGGACAGAAUGCUUGGUUGGGAAGGUAAAGAUGAACAGCAGAUCUCUCCCGUCGAUUCGGGAAAGGGCAACGCAAUGGGCCUACAGGUUUUGAACGAAGGAGAGGAAACCACGACUUGGGACAAGAGAAAGAGCAAAGCCAUGGAGACGCCAAAGAGUGUCAAGAGUUUGUACGAUCAACAAGGAUUCUUCCAAAGUCCAUAAGCCCAAGGAUAUCAUGGGCUACUUCUGAAG
Messenger RNA from Aureobasidium pullulans EXF-150, 3306 nucleotides. RefSeq lists its product as uncharacterized. The record is from RefSeq and is a predicted model, not a curated record. The coding region runs from base 1 to 3276 and encodes 1091 amino acids. Lineage: Eukaryota; Fungi; Ascomycota; Dothideomycetes; Dothideales; Saccotheciaceae. The transcript has a single exon.